Catharus ustulatus (Swainson's thrush) is the source of this 2089-nucleotide messenger RNA. RefSeq names its product COP9 signalosome subunit 7B (gene COPS7B). Gene Ontology annotation, cellular component: COP9 signalosome. Gene Ontology annotation, biological process: COP9 signalosome assembly. NCBI's taxonomy places the organism in Eukaryota, Metazoa, Chordata, Aves, Passeriformes, Turdidae. The record is from RefSeq and is a predicted model, not a curated record. The transcript is spliced from 7 exons. Bases 99 to 893 code for a protein of 264 amino acids.
GACACCGGCGCCGCCAUCAUGGCGGCCUGAGGCGCGGCGGGUUCGGCGCCGGGAGCGGCGGGACGGGAGGCCGGGAGCGGAGAGAUUGAAAACCUAGAAUGGCAGGAGAACAGAAGCCAUCCUGCAAUCUUCUAGAGCAGUUCAUUUUACUAGCCAAAGGAACCAGUGGCUCAGCUCUGACUGCUCUUAUAAAUCAAGUGCUGGAAGCUCCUGGGGUGUAUGUCUUCGGGGAGCUGUUGGAGUUAACAAAUGUGAAAGAGCUUGCUGAAGGGUCUAAUGCUGCCUAUUUCCAGCUGCUGAACCUGUUUGCAUAUGGAACGUACCGCGACUAUGUUGCAAACAAAGAUAACCUGCCUGAAUUAACAGUGACUCAGAAAAACAAGCUGAAACACUUGACUAUCGUAAGCCUGGCUUCCCGAAUGAAGUGCAUUCCCUAUUCAGUAUUGCUGAAGGACCUGGAUAUGAGGAAUCUGAGGGAGCUGGAAGAUCUCAUUAUUGAAGCAGUUUACACAGAUAUUAUCCAAGGGAAGCUGGAUCAACGAAACCAGGUGUUGGAGGUGGACUUUUGUAUCGGCAGAGACAUUCAGAAGAAGGACAUCAGUAACAUUGUCAAAACACUCCAGGAAUGGUGUGAUGGCUGUGAAGCAGUUCUUUUAGGAAUUGAACAGCAAGUACUUAGAGCCAACCAGUACAAAGAGAACCACCACCGAACUCAGCAGCAGGUAGAGAUGGAGGUCACAAACAUAAAGAAAACAUUAAAAGCUACAGCCUCGUCGUCGGCACAGGAGAUGGAACAGCAGCUGGUAGAGCGAGAGUGCCCUCCACACACAGAACAAAGGCAGCCCACAAAGAAGAUGUCCAAAGUCAAAGGGCUGGUCUCCAGCCGUCACUAGAACACACCAUCUAAAUGUCAUUCGGUCGGGAAUGACAACAGGAGCAGCAGAAAGGGCCUGCGUCUCCUUUUCAGUGGGUUCUGGGCCAGUCCCUUCCUGGCUGGCAAGUAAAAGCCCUGUUUGAGCAGCUCCCAGUUAGCAGCACCUGGCUAAGUUACACUGUGCAGCUCCUUUGAGUUUUCAGGGUGUCCCUGUUCCAGUCCUGUCCAGAGGGACUUUUAAAGAAAGGGACUAACCAAAAGGGGCAGGAAAAAACCAAAAUAUCUGUGGACCGUUUUGCUCCCUCCCAGCUAGUUCAUUGCUGCUUAACCUUGAGGAAGCUGCUGUACUAACUCAGAUCAUGGGAGAGCUUCUAUAGCAAGCAUCUGAAUCCCAGGGUUGAAGUGUGGCUACCAAAGCCAGGCUGGGAGCGAGGAAGCCAUCAACACAGAUCUUUUCAUUCCCAAAGGGAGCACAGGAAGAUUUCUAGGCCAGGAACUGCUUUACAUGGAAGCCUUCAGCCUUUCCACUACCCCUGUCUAUUUUAAACUGGGGUGAAAUUCACACUACCUCGCUCUGUGAAGAUGAGUUCUAGUGCUGGGCUGUUUACUUAUCUGUUUACUGCCCUUACUAAGCCCUUUAAUCUCUCACAGAUUUAAAGCACUGUUCUGCAUCUCUGAGGCAUCAGUACAAUAAGGAGGAAGGAGGCUGCUCUUUCACACAGACCUUGCAGGUGGUUAGGGACAUGCUAGAAACUAUUCCUCCUGAAUGUGAUGUGUCCUCCCAGAGCUGCUUGUGAGAUGUUUCCCCCAUUGAUACCUUCAGAGGGUAAUGCAUUCGCUCUUCCUUGGAUGCUGGCAGUGGGAGAGGAGCGUGUUUGGCAUCGAGGCAGGCUGGUGGCCCAGGACCCACUGGCAGGGGUCGCAGCAGCAUCCCCUUGCUGAAGCAAUGGACUUGACAAGUCUUUCUGAAUUUUGAACACUUUCAGGUUGUAUUUUCCUCCCCCUUUUUUUUUUUUUUUGUACAUUGUUGUGAUUCUGAAGCAUUUCAGCCUUUGUUUUGUGGGGUUUUUUUUAUUUGUUACAAACUAACUUCAGGUGAUUUGCACCUAGUUUGGUAAGGUGUGGGGGUUUUUUUUAAAGGGGAAGCAUUGGAACAGCAAUUCAUAAAAAAGUACAUUUUAGAAAAAAAAAAUUAAAAAUGCUGAUUUAAUGUCA